AUGAAGUUGGCUUUGACGACCGCGCUUUUUCUUUUGUGCUCCACCGGAGUCACCUCCUUACCGACGGACUCUCAAGGCCUCGCGGUCUUUGAAGUUCCUGGGGAUCAUGAAGUGGAACUAGAGAAGCGUCGUGGUGGUGGAGGUAGCCACAGCAGCGGGAGCAGCGGUGGAAGCAGUGGAGGUCGUUCCGGCAGCAGCAGUAGCAGCAGUGGCAGCGGAAGUUCGGGUUCAUCGAGUUCUUCAAGUGGUUCGACAGGCAAAACCGGUUCUACCAGUAAUACUGGCGGUACAACCAGCAAGGGUUCAGGCACAGCAGCAUCUUAUGGCGGCGGAAGAUAUUACGCGGGAGGCGCAACUACACCUUAUCGAGCCGGCUCUUCGGCACUAGGAAUCACUCCAUUCCUGUUACCAGUGGCCGCCGUGGCUUUCUUUCCCGGACUCUGGUACCAUCCCGUCUACGCUUACAAUUACAACCACAAUUACAACUACACCAAUGAGGACACCAACAAGAACACGUCGUUGCCAGUGUCAUGUCUGUGUGAGGAGUACCAGGAGUGUGGUUGCGAGGAUAAUAAUAACAGCACUUAUUAUAAGUCUUUGUUCAACGGCACCCAGCCCACGAAUAAUAGCGUGGUGAGAGUGGCCACGGUCAAUGGCACGGAGAAAAUUUACAUCAACGGCACCCUGGCCAAUGGAACCACUGCUGCUGACAGUUCUGCCGCCUCAGGGGCCAUGGCGACUAUGUUGCAGGCCAGUGGGUAUUGGGCGACAGCGGCUAUAGUGCUUGCUACGGUGUGGAGUAUCUAA
This is a messenger RNA of Penicillium pulvis, 807 nucleotides long. RefSeq lists its product as uncharacterized. The transcript has 2 exons. The record is from RefSeq and is a predicted model, not a curated record. Bases 1 to 807 code for a protein of 268 amino acids. Lineage: Eukaryota; Fungi; Ascomycota; Eurotiomycetes; Eurotiales; Aspergillaceae.